AUGUCUCUGUCCGUCUAUGAUUAUGGGUUAUUCAUGGGUACUAUUUUGGGUGUUGAUUGGAGACGACUGAGAGUGGGUGCCAACAUAUUCAACAGUGAAAUAACCUCAGCCGUCGAGAGAGGUUUGGAGGCGGGGGCUGACGCGUGGACUGGCAUGCAGGGUGUACCGUAUCGAGGGUCCUGGGGGCUGCAGGUUGUUCAGUUUUGCCAUCUCCUAGGUGGGGGUGUACGUAUGAGCGAUUCAGAUCUGGUUGCCGUUCACGUUGCCAUCCGACUGUUGAUCCUAUAUUGUGGGCCAUUCCCCUCUGUGAUCACCAACGGGGAGGUACUUCCGCCAUCAGUGUGCACAUGGGGCUGCCAUCGUACCGUUGGAACCCAAUCAAAUAGCUUGCCGGGUUUGAUAGCAUCAGCAAUUAGCGAGCGUUUGAAAGCCAAUUCAACCAGGUGUGUCGCCAGGAACCACGACACCAAUUUCACUGAGCUCCAUGUUUGGAUCACCCCCUUCCUGAACGGCGUGACCUCUCCACAUCGGACAUUCAUCCCAGCAGAUGGCUGUUCUGAUAGAACUGGGCAGGUUCCCGACGAUGUUUUGUCACUAAUAUUUGCCGAGGCUGUGAUCUUGGACGACCCCAGAUGGACGGAAGAGCUCGCAGGGGUAUGUCGACGUUUCUAUGGUUUGGCGCACAAAUUGUCAGCGAAAACCAUCCUAAUUCACGACUCCCACCACAGCAGCCACUCUCCAGAGGCUGCUGUGAAGCGUUUCAGUGCGCCGGGACACCAAAGUGAUCGACGAGCAGUUCGGGACUUGCAAUGGUGUGCCGACUUUUUGCGCUCCAAGGAGUUGAUGAGAGUGAUGGUGCUUCUAUUGAACAUACACACGCUCUGCUUGAAACGCGUGUGGCUAGAUCAACCCAUCCGCUUGUCUUCCAUGCUUGGAGUGCAGGAACUGGACCUGGUGGACUGUACACUGUCUUUCGCGGUGUUGGAUUGCCUGUUGCUGGCGGUGCCUAACGUCAUAUACUUCAGGAUCCAUGGUGAGGAGACGGAGUUCACACCAAGUACUACCGCCCCAGCGGAAUCGGAACUGAGUCUUCUCCAUCUGCCACAGAUGUUGUCGGUUCUGCAUCUGGACACACGGCACGUGCUGAAUGCAGAUCAGGGGGGACAAUGGUUAGUCAGCAUGCGCAACUUGCAAGAACUGACAUUAGAUCACCAUUCGGAAUACUGGGAUAUCAACCUAGACCUGUAUUCAUGUGUCGCACUGCAGCAUGUCAGCAUUUCGGUGGCUAUCACAGAGGAUAGCAAUGAACUGCUCUACCUUUGGCGUUCUUUGUGUCACUGCAAUUCACGCCGACUGCAAUCAAUCCAUCUCCACCUCCACCUCCUAUCGGGCCAUCGGGAGUUCAAGGUGUCCCCAGAUAUUGUGCAAGGUUUACGGGACAUGGAUACGCUCAUUAUGAGACGGUUAGGUGGUAAGGCUGGUGCUGAGGACGGGUCGGGAGGAAACAGCUCGAUCACUAUGGGACGCUUUUGGGGGCUUGGCGGGAGAUGGGGUCGUGUUAUUGGUUGA
This is a messenger RNA of Desarmillaria tabescens, 1569 nucleotides long. RefSeq lists its product as uncharacterized. The coding region runs from base 1 to 1569 and encodes 522 amino acids. NCBI's taxonomy places the organism in Eukaryota, Fungi, Basidiomycota, Agaricomycetes, Agaricales, Physalacriaceae. The record is from RefSeq and is a predicted model, not a curated record. The transcript has 7 exons.